GUUAAAGCCCCAAAAACAAAACGUGUGGGACGUGGCACGUGCGAUUAUUUCUCAUUUAUAAGGCUCGAACUUAGUCUGGACUGUAAUCUGCUGCAGCCCCCAUUCCUAGGGUUUCAUUUCCGCAUCGGUGCAAAACCCUAAUCUACUGCCGACGAUCUAAGGAAAGCAAUCCGAGCUUCAAAAAUGGUGGCCACCAAGAAAACGAAGAAGACACACGAGAGCAUCAACAGCAGGCUCGCUUUGGUGGUGAAGAGUGGAAAGUUCACUCUGGGGUACAAGACCGUGCUUGAGUCCCUCAGAAGCUCUAAGGGAAAGCUGAUCAUUAUUUCGAAUAAUUGCCCGCCCCUGCGGAAAUCCGAGAUCGAAUAUUAUGCAAUGCUUGCCAAAAUUGGAGUCCACCAUUACAACGGAAAUAAUGUGGACUUGGGAACAGCCUGUGGAAAGUACUUCCGCGUUUCUUGCCUUAGCAUUAUUGAUCCAGGUGAUUCUGAUAUCAUUAAGACAUUGCCAGGUGUCCAGUAAGCUGUUCUAGUUUUGCGAUCUCAUUGCAUCGCCAUGAGUUAAAUUAUCACCAUUUCAUUUCCUUUGUUCUCGGAAUUUUUUCUUGAGGAUUCAUGAAUGUUCAGCACCUCCAUGGAUGUUGUAAGAGUUCGAGUUUACACCAUUUACCUAUUCCUAGCAAUAUUACAAAAUCUUUUACCUUUUUAAAUAUUGCUAAAAUGUUUUGAAACCUUACUCUUUUGUGUUUAAGUAAAAAGCUAUUUCACUGCAUCAA
Molecule: messenger RNA, 775 nt
Organism: Humulus lupulus (European hop)
Lineage: Eukaryota; Viridiplantae; Streptophyta; Magnoliopsida; Rosales; Cannabaceae
Product: large ribosomal subunit protein eL30-like
Exons: 6
Coding region: 184-522 (112 amino acids)
Cellular component (GO): cytosolic large ribosomal subunit
Molecular function (GO): structural constituent of ribosome; RNA binding
Source: RefSeq, a predicted model, not a curated record